Messenger RNA from Penicillium verrucosum, 4838 nucleotides. RefSeq lists its product as uncharacterized. The coding region runs from base 1 to 4818 and encodes 1605 amino acids. The transcript is spliced from 2 exons. Lineage: Eukaryota; Fungi; Ascomycota; Eurotiomycetes; Eurotiales; Aspergillaceae. Gene Ontology annotation, molecular function: ATP binding; protein kinase activity. The record is from RefSeq and is a predicted model, not a curated record. Gene Ontology annotation, biological process: protein phosphorylation.
AUGGAUGGACGUCAGCAGUAUGUCCCGGGGCCCCCGCCUUCCUCUCAAGCGCAACACAUGAACCUGCCUCCGCCUCCGCCUCGACACCCACAAGCCCAAACGAUGGUCCCACCUCCUCCUCCUGGCCCACCUCCAGGGACGACGUAUGGAGCUCAAACAGGGUGGCAGCAAAACUGGGGCAGACCGCCGCUGAAUCCAGGUUUCCCACCGCCGCCACCUCUUGCCCCCGCACCAAACCAGCAUCUAACAUACGGUCGCCCACCAGCUCAGUUGUCAAUAAUUCCUCCGCGUCAUGACCAUCAGCCUCUGACAUCCGCAACUUAUAUACCCGGGAACGAUACUAUUGGCGUUGGAAUUCCAGGGUUGUUCGACCCUCAUGGAAGAGCUGCUCCAUAUGAUCCAUAUGCACACACCAAUGCCGAGAGACAACGGUUGGGUCUCAGCCAAAUGCAUGAUCAUAUCAAUACUUCCAUCCCGUAUAAAACAGACCCAGGCCUUCCCCAUACCCCAGGUGGCCGCAAUAUUUCUUCGCCCUACGCUCUUCAUGGCAACAUUCAUGAAUUAACGUCCAACGAUAGUCCGCAACAGCAGGCGACAGCUCAAACCACCGAACUUACCAAAACUACAAGUCACCGCCACAAUCCCAGCGGUACUUCGCUGGGUGGUUUAUCUCACAGUGAAGCUGCGAUACAGUGGCCAUUGGAUCGCGUGCUCCUCUGGCUUGCGAAGAAUGGAUUUUCCAACGAUUGGCAGGAAACAUUCAAAGCCUUGGAGCUCGAAGGCGCUGACUUUCUCGAGCUUGGACAUGGAUCUGGUGGGCGAGGAAAUCUUGGAAAAAUGCAUCAAGUGGUCUAUCCUCAAUUGGCAAAGGAGGUCGGCCGGAGUGGCAAAAAAUGGGAACCUGGCCGGGAACGAGAUGAAGGAAAGCGUAUGCGCAAAUUGAUCCGUCAAAUCCAUGAUGGUUCGCAAGACUAUACCGUCUCUACACCACUGAAUCAGACGCAGCCGCCGGCGACUGCGUUCCCUGACAACAGUGCAUCUUACUUCUCUAAUAAUUUUUCCGAGCCACGCUCUGCUGGCCCUAUCCCUGGAGUCAAUGAUGUGAGUCCGGAUCAUCUGAGUGCAUUGCACGCCUCCAACCACGGCCAAAAGCAGCCUGGGCAACGUUCGGUUACCAUGCCGGUCCCUGCUGGCCACGAUUCGCCGAGAUACAAUGACUCUCCUGCACGAGAAAAUUGGAUGCGAGCUGACCAAUUGCGGUCCGAGUAUACCCGCACCGCCUUGUCGGGGAUAAACACCGACCAUCGACGCCAGAGUCCGUCCAUUGGCAGUGAAUCGGGCACUUUUCAGGGAUCGUCUCUUCGGCCCCACGAAGACAGUCCAAUUAGUGGUAGCCCGGCCCUGCAACAUGCAUCGCCCGCUUAUACAGGAGCUUUUUCAUCAUCCACUGGGGAUCUGACGUUGAGACAGUAUGAUCACUCUCGGGGCAAUAGCACUGAGUCGAUCUCCGGAUUCGGUCGGGGCGCCACAGGCCGGUACUAUGAUUCACGUAGACAAGGCCAAGAGUAUGAUGCUCGGAGGCAAGGCCCAGAGGGUGCUCGUCCCUCGCCUCAAGAUGCCUCGUCUUCGUACUCUAAAGAGCACAAAGGCUUUUUCUCCAAUAUUUUGAAGAAGAAGACGAAAAACCAGCCAUCCGCUGAUCAGCAACAUGAAGACUCGUCACCUACGACAAGCCCGGAAACUCGCCCAAAUGAGGCAUAUCUCCCUUAUAUAAAGCCUUCUUACAACUCCAGCGACAUGUCGGUCGGUGAGCGUCCAUCCACAGCGACCACAAAGACGAAAAAAUGGGUAUUUGUCACCACGGAUGGCUUGAACUUCCGCUUGAUUGACAUCUCCGAUCUGGACUCUUACGAGUCAUUGCGUAACGGGAUCUGUGAAAGCCUCGCGGUCGACCCGACCAACGCUCAGAUUUACCUCACUCAGCCCGGGCAGAGUGAGCAUGAGGAUCCUAUGAGUGACGCAAACCUCGCACAGUCGCGUCGAAGCAAGUCAGAUGCAUAUGGUUCUCUCAAGCUGUUUGUACGAGGGACUCCUAUGCUUCCCAUUCCAUCUAGUACUACUCGAGUCGAUGGCUUGGGAGUUUCAUUCACAGACAAGUCCAAUAUGUCACCCACAGCAACACACCACCAGGUGCACAGGAAGCCCUUGGACGAAGAUGCCCUCAACAGGUUAUCACCGCAUCGCACCAGACCAGAAUCUCCAUUGUUGGGCUCUCGGCAAACCACUCUCAAGGCUUCGACAGGGAAGGCAUCCUCGGCAGAGCCUGUACAGGACGCAGCCCAAGCUCUUGGGUCUGACCAGUCCGAUUUGCUCGCUCGCCACGAGGAGCAUCUCCGCGAAGUUGAGCGCAAACAAAAACAUUAUUUGCAAUCCAAAAUGCCGCAGUCUCAGCAGAAUAAGAAUGCCUACAGUGACACCGGGUACAGGCGAAACGAGAUCAUUGACUUUGACAGUCCUCGUAUCUCGCCUUAUGAUGAAAAGAAGGGGGAUUCGCUUGUACCACUUCGCAAACCUCCAACAGCGCCAAUCGAGUCCAACACUCUUACCAAGGUCAAUUCUCUCAGCAGGAGACCCACGACUCGUGAGAACCGUGAGAACCGUGAGAACCGUGACAACCGGUUGCAGCCGUCCUUGGGCGCAGCAAUUGCCAGCGUUGGCCGCAUAACAAGUGCCGUUGGCACGCCGUUGCCUUCGGUGCCGGCUACAUCUAAGCCUUCACCCAGCACUCAAGACAGUGCAAGCUCCGAGUCUGAGCGACCAGGAUCAUUUGAUUCUACUGGAACAUUUUCGAGUAGAACAACCCUUGGUCAGUAUAUGCAUGACACAGCGAGGCCUGAUCGAUCUCCCGCUGACUACGCUUCAGACUCUUCGAGGCCCACCUCGAAGAUGGGCACGGAACACGAGAAACCCCCAGUCUCGUUUGCCAAUCAAUCACCCGAGAAGCCUGUUUCUGAAGACCCACCGAGACCAAGGUUGCAAUCUCGCAAGUCGUUUGGCCCAGAGUUCGACUUUGAAGAGAAUCAAGUAUCCUUCCAGCGGACUCCUCAGCAGCAACAGGACUCUGACGACGACUCUGAUGAUGACUCGGACGAUGGCCUAUUCCAAGUCCGACCUUCAAGGGCCCAGGAAGAGCAGAGAGAAGCGCAAGCUGAGGCCGACAAGAAGGCGGAGAGGCCAUCGCUCACUGUCAACACAAAAGAUCAGUUAAGAUCAAAAUUGUCCGUCAGGUUCAAAUCUCCAAGCACUGCCGGUCCCAGUUCUAGCGGAGAGGCAUCUGAUGGGAAGGAACCGGUGUCUAGUACCUGGGGACCAGUCUCGCCUGAAGAUGAGAGACCUGGACCACUACGGCGGGAAUCAUUUGCCCGAGAUAUCUGGGCAAGCAGACCUGCUGUCGAAGGCGUUAUCGACCAUCUCGAUGACUUCUUCCCUGACGUUGAUCUUGACGCUCCUUACUUGGAUGAGCCCUCAUCGCCCAAUACCAAGGCUAUCAGUGAACAUGACGUGAAAAAAGAGGCCCCGCCACCUAUGCCGCAUACAACCCAUGCGCCUGAUACAGCUCCGAUGAGACCACCUGAACCUGCCAAUUUUGCUCGACAGAAACUUGCUCGUAAUGCAGGUGGUGGCGGCGGACUAUCUCGCAUGAAAUCCAUUCGACAGGUGGCCCAGGGAGCAAACCGAACGAACAGCAUUAGCAACGCUGGUCCUCAAAAGUCGGGUGAUCUUCUGCGCCGAAAGAGUACCAAGAUGUUCGGCGCCAAAAUUAUGCAAAUCAGGCCCAGGCCAGGCACCCGGCUUAGCCAACUCGAUCCGAUCCCUCAAAAUAGCACCCAAGUCGUGUCCAAUACCGGGCCUGUUCCUCAGCGACAACCCACUUUCCGCAUCAUCCGUGGUCAGCUCAUCGGCAAGGGUACUUAUGGUCGCGUAUACCUAGGCAUGAACGCAGACAAUGGUGAAGUCUUGGCUGUCAAACUGGUCGAGAUCAACCCCCGAAUUGCAGGGGCAGACAAAGACCGUAUCAAGGAGAUGGUCGCCGCUCUGGACCAGGAGAUUGACACGAUGCAGCACCUCGAACACCCCAACAUCGUACAGUAUCUUGGAUGCGAGCGAGGUGAAUUCUCUAUCUCUAUCUACUUGGAGUAUAUUUCUGGUGGGUCUGUCGGAAGCUGUCUGCGCAAGCAUGGCAAAUUCGAAGAAAGUGUCGUGAGAUCACUGACGCGGCAAACCCUGGGCGGACUGGCAUAUCUGCACGAUAAGGGAAUCCUCCACCGCGACCUGAAAGCAGACAACAUCCUCCUAGAUCUUGAUGGCACAUGCAAGAUCUCCGACUUCGGUAUCUCCAAGAAGACAGACGACAUCUACGGCAACGACUCAUCCAACUCCAUGCAAGGCUCUGUCUUUUGGAUGGCCCCGGAGGUCAUCCAGUCCCAGGGCCAGGGCUACAGCGCCAAGGUCGAUAUCUGGUCCCUUGGCUGUGUGGUUCUGGAGAUGUUCGCAGGCCGUCGACCAUGGAGCAAGGAGGAGGCCAUAGGCGCCAUCUUCAAACUCGGCAGUCUGAGCCAGGCUCCACCGAUUCCGGAUGAUGUUUCUAUGAACAUUAGUCCCGCCGCUCUUGCAUUCAUGUACGAUUGCUUCACAAUUGACUCGGCUGAACGUCCUACUGCCGGAACCCUGCUCACCCGCCAUCCCUUCUGCGAGUCCGAUGCGAACUAUAACUUCCUAGACACGGAAUUGUAUGCGAAGAUUCGCCAUGUUCUUUGAGUUCCCUUGGUUUGAUUUUG